Molecule: messenger RNA, 342 nt
Organism: Thyridium curvatum
Lineage: Eukaryota; Fungi; Ascomycota; Sordariomycetes; Thyridiales; Thyridiaceae
Exons: 3
Coding region: 1-342 (113 amino acids)
Source: RefSeq, a predicted model, not a curated record
AUGUCUGGGUACUCCAAAGUCGGAACUUCUGGCGUCUACGAGGCCGGCGACCAGCGCAACGUCAAGCAGUCGGAGCUGAACCAGCCCGACAAGUACGAAGAGGGACAGGUGAACUCACACCUGGCAAAUGAUUCCAAGGAUGAGCGAUCAAUUGCCAACCGCUUGGCCGCCGAGGAGCAGAAAACCGAGGACUCUGGCGACUCGAAAGAGACCAAGCUCCUGAAGAAGGACGCCACUCUUCCCGCCAAGAUGCAUGGCAACGAGCCUUCCAAGGGCGCCAAGAUCGAUGCUGAACUGCAGGCCGAGGACGAGCAGAGGCUGAGGGAGAAGCAGGGCAAAUAA